Messenger RNA from Cervus elaphus (red deer), 989 nucleotides. RefSeq names its product spermatogenesis associated 3 (gene SPATA3). The transcript is spliced from 4 exons. The record is from RefSeq and is a predicted model, not a curated record. The coding region runs from base 75 to 767 and encodes 230 amino acids. NCBI's taxonomy places the organism in Eukaryota, Metazoa, Chordata, Mammalia, Artiodactyla, Cervidae.
ACGGCCCCUCGGCGAGGGAGCCGGGACAUUAGGCAGCUCCAUGUAGGUACACGCUUAGGUCAGGAGGAUCCACCAUGAAGAAGGGCAAGAGGAAGAAGUCAGAAACCAGGCGCCGGGGCUCCACCUCCCAGCGCGCCAGCUCCGAAUCCACCCCCCAGCAGCAGAGCUCGGAGUCCAGUUCCCAGCAGCCCGUCUCCGGAUCCAGCCCGCGGCCACCCAGCCCCAAGCCCACCGCACAGCUGCCCAACCCGGGGUCGGCCACCCAGGCGCCCAACCCAGCGCCCGCCCCACCGCCCCCCAGCCCGGGGCCCACCACACAGCGGCCCAGCUCGGGGAGCACCUCACAGCACAGCAGCAACUCCACCCCCCCGAAGUCUGCACCCCGAGCCCUCCCAGCUCCAGAAGUCAGCCACAGCCACUCGGCUCGGGACAUCGUGUCUCCAGACCCCAACCCCAAAGCAUCCUCUCGGUCCAGGAAAGCAGCAGGGCCUCUGGUUCGAGUGGGCCCGCGCGCAUUCUGUUCCUGUUCCGUUUGCCCUGGCAGUUCUGCUUGCUGGCGCCGUCUGGGCCUCUGCCACAGCCGCAUCUUUGAUGUCCUUCUGCCUCGGGCCUGGCCGACCAUGUCAGGGAGAGGAUUCCCAAACCUCCUCACCUUUUACAGAAGACCUUCAAGAAAACAUUCCACUCAUCGUAAUUCGCGUGCUCCGAGCCCUCGGAACUGUUGCUGUGGCUCUGGGAGCCCUAGGAGCUGCCUACUACAUCCUUGAAUCUUUGUGAACAAGUCCCCAGGCCCGCAGUCCGGCAGAAACUGGAACAUUCAUCUUUAACUUACCCAUGUUAUUGAUCUCAAGCCUGCCUACCACCACCUGCAUGCUACCUCCUACUUGUGAACUGUCUGUCCCUCAGUCACAUCAUUUUUCCAGUCACGGAAGCUAUUCAUUCAUGCAUUCAUCUAUCAGGUACACUUAAUGAGCACCAGGAUAUUGCAG